UGUUUUGAUUACCUUCCUUCUGUGUACGGCGCGUGUGUGCAUGCGUUGUGGCGUCCGCGGUCGGUGCAAAAGUGGCACAAUUUUAGUAUUAUUGAAGCAUUUUUCAUCAAUUUUGUAUAUUUUGAGACAUUUGGCUGGUUCAGCAGCGAUAUUAUACUCAGCCAUUGCCAAAAGUACAGGAGAAGCUACAAUUAAGUGAAAACUCAUCGCCUUAAAGAGGACAUGUGAAAAUAGCUCCAAUUUUGGCACCCAAAAACAAUGGCAUUUCCCCUCGCCAACCCGGACCGGCUGAAGCUGCAGCACCAUGCGGAGGAGCAGCGCAACCUCAAGCCGGGCCAUUGCAACAAGUUCCUGCACGCCGUCAUCGAUCCGGCCUUUCUGCGCGAACCCCACGGCGCCCAGCUACUGCCCAAGCUGGCCGAGCUGGGCUGCAAGUACGAACUGAGCGCCCAACCAGCCCCAACCACCAUCACGUUCUACCGCACCGUGCCGGCAAAGCUUACGCCGGCCGGUACGAUGACGGACACGACCGUACACGAACCAUUCGCCGUCCAUCUGCUCGACGGUGGCACACUCGCCGCGUACGUACGCAACCGCCAGCUGCUGGCCGCUGUGCGAAGCGUCAAGGAGGCACUGCCCGGUCGCCGUCUAAGCCUGCUCGUGUUCGGACUGGUCGCCUACUGCCGCGUCCAUCGGGGCUGUGUGGGGCGCCGCGAAACGGAGCAAGCGCUCACGGAGGUCCAGCUGUACGAGGACACAUCGCACCAGCUGCUGGAAACGGACGAGCAUGUGGGCAACUUUGUCGCCCAGCUGGCGCGUGCCAUUGCCGAGCGGCCGUACAAGCAGCAGCAGCUGGACAAGUACAGCUGCGACCAGGUGUACCUGGGCAACGAGAAGAAGGGCUGCGUGCGGGUGGAAGGUACGGCCGGCCUGCAGCAGCUCUACCAGGCCCAGCUCAUCAAGAUACCGUCCGUGACGCUCGAGAUAGCGGAAGCGAUAAUGGGCGCCUACCCGACGGUUCGCUCACUGCUGGAGGGGUUCCGUGCGGCGGGCCCGGCAGACGGACCGCACCUGCUUGCCAACGUUUCGAUCCGGCGUGCGGGCGGCCCGAUUACGACCGCGAACCGACGCAUCGGGCCGGAGUUGAGCCGCAAAAUCUACUCACUGUACGGUUCCACCAAUCCCAAACAAGAGUUAUAAAUUGGAGAGGAGUUUUAUUUUUU
This is a messenger RNA of Anopheles coluzzii, 1223 nucleotides long. It is a transcript of the gene mms4, whose product is annotated as crossover junction endonuclease EME1. Gene Ontology annotation, molecular function: DNA binding; nuclease activity. Bases 259 to 1200 code for a protein of 313 amino acids. The record is from RefSeq and is a predicted model, not a curated record. Gene Ontology annotation, biological process: replication fork processing; double-strand break repair; resolution of meiotic recombination intermediates. Gene Ontology annotation, cellular component: Holliday junction resolvase complex; nucleus. Lineage: Eukaryota; Metazoa; Arthropoda; Insecta; Diptera; Culicidae. The transcript is spliced from 2 exons.